Messenger RNA from Bursaphelenchus xylophilus (pine wood nematode), 327 nucleotides. Lineage: Eukaryota; Metazoa; Nematoda; Chromadorea; Rhabditida; Aphelenchoididae. The record is from the annotation of a GenBank genome assembly.
AUGGAGGCUGUGCUUAUCGGCGGUAUGGACUGCAAAUGGAACGGUUCGUAAGUGCUUCGAAGAUUGAAAGGCGCAAUUCCCUAAGGGCAAACAACACUCGGACCCCGAUCCUGGCACAUUCCUACUGACAAAAACGGAUGGCCCGAGGGGAGGAAGGCAAAUGUCGUGUCGUCGGGGACAGGAAACGCGCUGAGAAUGACCACAAGAGGAAGAGAAAUGCCCGUGUCCGCUGUCCAUUCAUCAUGUGGCCAACAACUUUUACGCCUCAAUUCGAAUUUGGUUAGGCUUGACGAUGUCCCGGCCAAGGCCAACAAGAAGUCACACUGA